This is a messenger RNA of Racocetra fulgida, 275 nucleotides long. Lineage: Eukaryota; Fungi; Glomeromycota; Glomeromycetes; Diversisporales; Gigasporaceae. The record is from the annotation of a GenBank genome assembly.
CAAAAACAAUAGCUACUUCAAAAAAAGCUGAAGAAUUAUUAUCAAAUUAUGCUGAAAGUUCAAAUUUUGAAUUGUCAAGAAAAGAAAGAAAAUUUAUUUUAAAAGAAAAAGAAAUAGAAAUUUCUAUUAAAGAAAGAGAAACUGCACUUGAAAUCAAAAAACAAGAAUUAUUAAUAGUAAUUGAAAAACAAAAAUUAGAAAAUGAAAAAGUUAGAUUAGAAUUAUUUGCUAAAGAGAUUGAAUUAAAAGAAAAAGCAAAAAAAUUAGAUUCUUAA